AUGCAGUCCCCCAGCUCCCCUUCCCUUUCUACUUCAUCCACCACAUCCCCAGCAUCACUAUCAACAUCCACGACAACACCUGCGCCCCUAUCACCCGCACUAGCAUCCACAUCCACAUCCACAUCCCCAGCAUCAGUACCAGCAUCAGUACCAGCAUCAGUACCAGCAUCAGUACCAGCAUCAGUACCAGGAUCAACACCAGCAUCAACACCAGCAUCAGCAGCUGCAGCUGCAGCAACCACAAAGAAUGGCCUCUAUCAAUCAUAUCACUCGCAGAUCGAGAACCUCAAGCGCCUCCCCAUCCCCUACAGUGACAUCUACCAUGCAUUAUCUGCACAUGAGACCAUCCCUCUGAGAAACCUCCACGAACGGUUCUGCAGCGCCGCAGCAAACCUGACCACCUGGCUCGAGACUUCAGAGAUGGCCGUCUUUGCCCUCGAGUUGGACGUUGGUCAAGAAGGCGCCACCGAUAAGGGUGAUGUCGGCCAGAUGGAUGUUAUCAUGAACCGGUUCCAACCCAACAUUGAGAUGCUGGUUGAGCUCCAAGAGAGGAUCGAGUCCCGCGUCAAGGCCGCUUCGACUGUCGAGCUCCAAGACAUCUCCCCCCAGCAGAUCGAGCAAGAUUUGCAGCAAACAACACAGAACAUCAAGUCGAGCUGGGCCUCUCUCAAGCAGAUGCUCGAGAAAGUCAAGGGUGAUCUCGCAGGCGCAAGACUCCGGGCUGAGCUCAUGACUCAAAUGGACAAUGUACUCACGGACAUUGGAGACAUCUGCACCAGCAUUGAUGCGUACAACAACGAGCGCAGCGCCAUGACCUCAGACGAAGAAGGUUUCCUCCCAAGCAAGGUCGGUCACAGCCAAGCUGACGCCCAGGCCAAGCAGCGCAGCUUGGAUACCCUCGCCCAGGUCGACUCCCGCAUCGAGAUCUUGAUUGCCCGGGUCGACUUUUUGGAUAACCGCGUCGGAUCCCUCCCAACAGAUGAAGCCGGUCUGGGCAACGAGUCCAAGGAUGCCCUCCAGAACCGGUAUCAACAGGUCCUUUGCCGCUGGGACGACCUCAAGUUCCGUCGCGAGCGUGUCAGCGAGGAACUGAAAGAGGACAAGUGGCUCGAAGUCUUUGAGCAGGUAGCGGAGCAAGUCGAGUCGAUGAUGGAGUCGAUGGAGAGGGCCAUCAUUCACUGCCAGGGACUCUUGGACCAGAUCAAGGGCAUGGUACGCCAGAAGGUUGUCCCUGACGCUCCCAUCGACCGCGAACAUCUUUACAGUAUCUUCAAGUCAUUCGAGGCCAAGCAAAAGUACUACGCCCCAGCCGUCAACAAGAUGCUUGACAUGUUGGAGAGCGGUAUCGAGAGCCGCACCUCGCGCAACAUGGAUGUCAUCUCUCGUCACCAGUCCAUGAACCUCAAGUGGGACCAGCUCCAAGAUGGCCUCGAGAGAGUCGAUAUGGAGUUGGAUGAUGUCGAGAGACUCCUCGAUAUCCUCGACGACUCUAGGACCCCUUACCUCCCCAAGCUCCCUCUCAAGAAGGCCGAAACGCCAACUCCCGCAAACAAGCGUACUCCUGCCACUGGUGCCAACAAGCCCGGUGCCUGGAAGUCACCAAAUGCUCAGCCAACGACGAUGCAGCAGAGGCAACAGCAGGCGCAACAGCAAAAGUUGAGUGCACAAAGGCUUCAGCAACAGCAACAGCAGCAGCAGCAGAAUGCCCAGCGUGGAAGACGUCCACCACCCUCGAAAUCGAUGCGGUCGCCCUCGCCUUCGCCAGGUCGUUCCCGAACUCGCUCCCCCAUGGGUGGCUAUUCCCACCGCCCUUGGUCGCCUGCCAACUCCAACAGUGCCUUGUCCCAGUCCGGUCUCUUGUCGCCCAAUGGAUUGAACAGCUACCGCUCUCUGAGUCCCAGCCCCUCGAGAUCCCCUUCUAGGUAUCGCUCUCGUCCAUGGUGCCCAUCGGUCUCAGUGACGUCGCCUGGCAUCCCAGGUCUCCCGCAGUCCCUCUCUGCGGCAGCGACGUACCUUCCUCGUCCUGUCUCGAGCGUUGGCCAGAACCGCGGCGAGUCGCCAGUUCCACCAGGUCGUGCUGGAUCGAGGAGUGCAGCCAGCACUCCUUCGAUGUUAAAGGCCCCUAACCAGUUCAAGCCUGUGUUCUCGCCUGCUGGCAGCAUCAGCAAGCUUUCGACCGGCAUUCACUCGACGCUCGCAUCGCCUGCACCUUCAACAACGAAUGGUGCCCGCAAGACCCAGUUGCCCAUGCCCUCUUCAAGGCCACCAAGCCAGCAGCGAUCCACCAUGAGCCCAUCUCCUCAGCUCCAACGGCCACAGUCUCGCGGCUAUGGCCGUGACGCACCCUCGCCUGUCCAAAACAACUACGCGGCAGGCUCAACAGCCUCCAACAGGUUGUCGACAUCUAGUGCGUCGUCCCUUUCGAGCCGUCAGAGGCAGUUCAGCUCCAACACCAACGGUCAGGCCUACCAUGGCUACGGCCAGGAGGGUCGUUCUUCAGGAACGGCUCAUCUGACAUCUCGUCAGAACCAGCACAGUUACUACGAGGAUAGCACGUACAGCUCGCGCCCAAGCUCAGUUUCCGGAUCGACAUCAAGUCUUGGACGUGAUCCCUACAACCACUACCAGUCGUAUGGGGAGCCUACCAGCCCUUCAGCCUCGUCGAAUUCUUCGGUCACGUCGGCGUCGCGCUAUCACCAGCAACAUUAUGGCCGUGACCAACAUGCUCUCCCCGAGCUUAUGGACAAGAUGAAGGUCAACGAUGUCAAGCCCUAUGUCGCUGCCCGGGGUGACGAACUGGAUGAAGAGUUUGCGCGUGUCCUGAACGCCAACCCCAUUCAGAUGCAGGUUCACCGUCUCGGUGAGGGCAAGUACUACUUUGGCGGUCGCAUCGAGGAUCAGAACCUUGUUGGCGGAAAGCUCUACCUCUGCCGAUUGAUGGAGUACGGUCGCGUCGGCGCCGGCGAGGAGGACUCUGGUGUGUCGAGCGGAGGCAGCCACAGUGGCACGGAUGAUGGCCUUCACUCUACCAAUGGCCGCCAGUCGAACCGUCGCAACCCCUCGGGUCUGGCGACCAUUUAUUCUGCAGGAAGCCUUGCAAGUCUGCAGGCUGAGGAGAACACCCGUCGCGAUAGCAAGAAGCGCCCUAGGAAGGUCCUUGUCCGUGUUGGUGGUGGUUGGCAGGACUUGGAUAUCUUCCUGUUGGACCAUUGCUAA
Messenger RNA from Linnemannia hyalina, 3216 nucleotides. Lineage: Eukaryota; Fungi; Mortierellomycota; Mortierellomycetes; Mortierellales; Mortierellaceae. The record is from the annotation of a GenBank genome assembly.